Ctenocephalides felis (cat flea) is the source of this 547-nucleotide messenger RNA. RefSeq names its product cytochrome c. The transcript has 3 exons. Lineage: Eukaryota; Metazoa; Arthropoda; Insecta; Siphonaptera; Pulicidae. Gene Ontology annotation, biological process: mitochondrial electron transport, ubiquinol to cytochrome c; mitochondrial electron transport, cytochrome c to oxygen. The record is from RefSeq and is a predicted model, not a curated record. The coding region runs from base 177 to 503 and encodes 108 amino acids. Gene Ontology annotation, molecular function: heme binding; electron transfer activity. Gene Ontology annotation, cellular component: mitochondrial intermembrane space.
GAAACAUUUAUCGAAAGAACACUGGUGACCUCGAGUUAUAGAACAGGGAAAUGACAAGUCCCGAAAAUCUUUACUAGUGCAAGUUCAGUUUGUGGUGUGAGAUUGCGUACUGACGGACGGAGCUCGAGUGAAACAGUAUUAGCAAUUAAUUGUAAUUAAUCAAAAAGUACAAGAAAAUGGGUGUACCAAGUGGAGAUGUAGAAAAGGGCAAGAAAUUGUUCGUCCAACGUUGUGCCCAAUGUCAUACUGUUGAAGCAGGAGGCAAACAUAAAACAGGUCCAAACCUUCAUGGAUUGUUUGGUAGAAAAACUGGUCAAGCCCCUGGAUUCGUGUACACAGAUGCCAACAAAGCAAAGGGAAUCACGUGGAACAAGGACACACUAUUUGAAUAUCUCGAAAAUCCAAAGAAAUAUAUCCCAGGAACAAAGAUGGUGUUCGCUGGAUUGAAGAAGCCACAAGAACGCGCAGACUUAAUAGCAUAUUUAGAAUCAAGCACAAAGUAGAAAAUGAAAUAAAUUAAAUGAAUAAUUACAAUUAUAUUGGCUAA